This is a messenger RNA of Pangasianodon hypophthalmus (striped catfish), 3397 nucleotides long. RefSeq names its product microtubule-associated protein, RP/EB family, member 2 (gene mapre2). The record is from RefSeq and is a predicted model, not a curated record. Gene Ontology annotation, biological process: protein localization to microtubule plus-end; spindle assembly; regulation of microtubule polymerization or depolymerization. The transcript has 7 exons. Lineage: Eukaryota; Metazoa; Chordata; Actinopteri; Siluriformes; Pangasiidae. Bases 216 to 1214 code for a protein of 332 amino acids. Gene Ontology annotation, cellular component: spindle midzone; microtubule plus-end; cytoplasmic microtubule. Gene Ontology annotation, molecular function: microtubule plus-end binding.
AAAAAACGAAAUCACGACACUCAGUCACGUGGGGGCGUCGCUAGGGGUGACGUCACCGCCGAGCUCCAGCGCGAGACCCGCCUUAGAAACAAGCCUUAGAGGGAAAAAAAGCCGAGGUUGUUCGUCUGUUGUUAUUAUAAUUAUUAUUAUCGUUGUUGUUUUUUUAAUUAUUAUUUUCCGAGAACGGUUCUAGAUUUUUUUUCUCCCAGACCCAAAUGCCAGGUCCCACUCAAGCACUGUCCCCGAACGGAGAGAAUAAUAACGACAUCAUUCAGGACAAUGGAACCAACAUCAUCCCUUACAGAAAGAACACAGUGCGAGGAGAGCGCGCGUACAGCUGGGGCAUGGCGGUCAACGUGUAUUCUACCUCAAUCACCCAGGAGACUAUGAGCAGGCAUGACAUCACGGCCUGGGUCAACGAUCUGCUCAGCCUAAACUACACGAAAGUGGAGCAGCUCUCUUCAGGCGCUGCUUACUGCCAGUUCAUGGAUAUGCUAUUCCCCGGCUGCAUCAGUCUUAAGAAGGUCAAGUUCCAGGCCAAGCUGGAGCACGAGUACAUUCACAACUUUAAACUUCUUCAAGCCUCCUUCAAGAGGAUGAACGUGGACAAGAUAAUUCCAGUAGAGAAGCUCGUCAAGGGUCGAUUUCAGGAUAACCUGGAUUUCAUCCAGUGGUUCAAAAAGUUCUUUGACGCCAACUACGACGGUAAGGAGUACGACCCUGUGGAGGCGCGACAGGGCCAGGACGCCAUUCCUCCUCCAGACCCCGGAGAGCAGAUCUUCAACCUGCCGAAGAAGUCACCCCAUGCAGCCAGCUCCCCUACGGCAGGGGCUACUAGAUCAUCCAGUUCGACCCCCAAAUCGUCCACGUCAACCUCGCGACCCUCUUCUGCCAAAAAGGGCCCUGUAACGACAGCAGCAACCCCAGCCAAGGGCGAGAAGGAGCUGGAGGCUCAAGUAGCGCAGCUUAACGAACAGCUGAACACAUUAAAGCUGGCCCUUGAGGGUGCGGAGAAGGAGCGGGACUACUACUUUGGGAAGCUGCGGGAGGUGGAGCUGCUGUGCCAGGAGCAGGGCCAGGAUAACGGACCCUUCGUGGAAAGAAUUAUGGAAGUGCUGUACUCCACAGAUGAACAGGAGGCUGGAGGAGAAGGAGAACAUGAGGCUCUGGCACAGGAAGUGGAAGUCCCUGACGACACACAGGAUGAAUAUUGAGCACCAUCCAUACACAAACACACACACACACAUGCGCGCUCCUUUGCCAUUUGUGAGCUUUGACCUUUAUUUUCUGUUAAGAUGGCACAAGAGAAAAAGCCCAGAAGCCACUUUUAAUUUUUUUUUUUUUUUUGUAUUUCGUGAAAUGAAAAAUGAAAUCUUGUUCCUGUACAUGCCUCCAUGUUAAAAAAACAAAAAACAAAAAAAACUACACACUUUUACCACAAACGCUGAACAAAGUUGUUUUCCUGCUCUCCACAGCACUGUUGGUUUGAUUUUAAUUUUAACAUUAUGAAGGAUAAUUUUAUUCUUUAUAUAAUUAUUUUCAGCUGUCAUUUCUUUUUAAUCUGCCACAUUAGGACUUAUGGAGCAAUGUUCACGUGACUUGCUUGCACUUGACUCACUACGUCACUUACAUUUGUUCAUGAUCAGUCUUUUGGCAAAAGUACUGAUGAUUUUGACGCUCUAACAGUUGUAGGCAUUUAAAAAAAAAUGUAAACGGCAGAAACAAAGUGUGUCUAUGAUUUACCUUGAUUCUGAUGAAGCCAAUCAUUCGUGCUAUGCUAGAAAUGCCUAGUCGCCCCAUUAAGCCGAGUAAUCAGCAGCCGGUUGCACCGCUAGAGCGUAAGCUGUGUUGCAACCUAGUUUAGCAGAAAUGUUCACUACGUUUAAGUUUACACACUACUAAAAAAAUUAACGGUUGCACCAUGUAGCAUAGUUUUAACAUAGUCUUAAGUUAUAACGUAAAACUUACAACUAGUAGGUGCGACAUCUGCUGUAAAAAAACAAAAACAGCAAUGCGAUAAUUCUGUCCAAAGUGAAGAGUAAAAAGUGCAUGUUUACCGACUUGGAUUAUGUUUUAUUAUUCUUUAAUGAUUUGUUUGUGGGACGUAUUUUCCCUGGCUGAUUGUAACAACGCAUAGAAACGUAACGCAAGCAGCAAAGCAACAGGAGAUUGUUUAUUUUGAGUGUACGUAGCCACGAUUUCAGCACCAUUUGAAUUAGGUUUUCUCAAUUCUAUGCAAAUUAGUUACGACGCAAUAAAGCGGCAAAAAUCCGAACAAUUUGCUGGAGUGAUUCCUCGGACCAAUCCUAUCACCGAGUGGUCCGACAUUUCUUCAGUUCCCCGUCCACAGCUUUAGUUCCUACCUGCAGUUAGAAGAACGUAGAACCGUCCUUGCGAUUUUGUUAUUAAAUGUGUUUAGCGACGUUACGAAGAAAAAAUAAAGCUACGAAGGAAGUAGCGGAGAUUGUCGGUACCUCGAAGGUGAGUGUACGUAGCUAGUACAGUUUUGCUAGCUUUGCUAAUCGAAUCCAAAGCUGAACACGUAACAUGUAAAUUGAACUCAAGUGAACGUGUUUUCAAACGAAAUUGGUGGGCUGGACAUUUUAGCUACUACUGUUACUCGUCAGAAUUUAAAAAAAGGGAAAAAAAAUAGGCCACGCCCACACUUGACAAACUACAAGUGAUACUAGAGGCUUAUCGCCAUCUAGCGUGAACGUCCAACUGGUGCAACCGGCUGCAGGAAUAAAAUCUGCAAUAAAUAAAAUAUUUACAAUCAUCCUCCCACGAUUUAUGUUUUGUUUAUGCGCUUAUACUUGCAUCCAGAUAUCUGAAUCAGUCCGAAUCAUUUUCUACAACAUGAGCAGCUUUGUGUCUCAGUCCGUUCUUGCUAUUGGAUAGACAAUUUCAGUGUAUUUUGUUUCACAGUAUUCUCGUGACACUUUAUUUUCUUGUUUUCUUUAGAAGCCUGCCACGUUCUGAGAAAAAAAAAAUCAAAAUAAAUAAAAACGUGUAUAUUGAAGAUAUUUUAAUAUAAUUUUAAAGUCCAGGUUUUAGCAGGAGGACGUAACGGUAACUCUCGGUCAGAAACUCUCGCAGUGUUCCAGUGCAUCGUAUACUGUCUCAUGAUGAUGUUGCAUUUAGUUCCACUACCGAACUCCACGGCUCAUUUAUUAUCGUGUACAAUGAAGAGGAAUGUAAUGUACUGUUAAUAAGUAUAAAUAGAAAAUGUUCUUUUUUUUUUUGUUUUGUUUCUCUCUCUCUCUCUGUAUCCCUCAUUAUGCAUUCCCCAAAAACUGUGUUGCAUGUUUUCAUUUUAUUUGUGAAUAACUUGACCUGCUUUUUACAUAUUUAAUAUAAAACAAAAAAAUAUGUUACGUGGUUUUUUUUUUUUUUUUUU